CAGUGUAAAUCGGGAAUCCAGGAGAAGGCGGAGGAUAACCAGCACUGUGAGAAAGGGGAGAGAACGCUUUGCUUCCUGAAAAUCGUAACUAGCUUGCUAGCUGUUGACACCUGUUCUCGGUUUCCACGAAGUCGUAUGGAUACUUUACAUUCCACCUGGAAAACUACCACAUUUUGAUUAUAAAUACGUUAAUACGCACAGCAUUCUUAAUGUUUCAGCGGAAACACAAGUCUUGCCAUACAGUGAAGAUCAUCGAACGGGCAGAGAAUACCGCUAUACUGGGGCAGCCUGUAGCCUAGUGGCUAAGGCUCUUCCGGGUUGUGAUGAAUUCCAGGUUGGGAGUGCUGGGGUCUCGGCUGGGGAACAUGGACCCGAAGGAUCGCAAGUCUGAGGUGGUCUGUGCCGUGCGCUUCCUGGACAACACCGCGCACAACUUCUGGAUCAACAAGCAGGACGUGGGCCAGGUUCUGUUGGACAUGGUGUUCAGUCACCUGGGGCUCCAGGAGAAGGAGUACUUCAGCCUGCAGCACAGCGAGGAUGCACUCAGCUCACCUAGGUGGCUGGAACCCAACAAGCCCGUCAAGAAGCAGCUCAAGGGGAUCUUUCCCUCCUGCCUGAGUUUCAGAGUGAGGUUCUUCAUCGCUGACCCAAACUCCCUCCAGCACGAACAAACAAGGCACUUGUAUUUUCUGCAGAUCAGGAAUGACGUCCAGGAGGGGCGGUUAGUCUGUCCCCUAAGCUCGGCAGUGGUCCUGGCUUCUUAUGCAGUUCAGGCUGAAUUGGGGGACCACUCUCCCUCAGAGCACAGUGCUGGGUACCUCUCUGCCUCCAACUUCCUGCCUCACCAGGACGACGACUUCCUGGCCAAAGUGGAGUCUCUGCAUCCCCAGCACCGGAGUCUGAAACCAUCAGAGGCUGAGCUGUGCUUUCUGAAUACGGCACGGACACUAGAGCUCUAUGGCGUGGAGAUGCACCAGUGCAGGGAUUCCAGCCAAUCAGAUUUGCUGGUGGGGAUUGCCUCUGGCGGUGUGGCCAUCUUCCGAAAUCUCAUCUGCUCAGACUUCUUCUCCUGGGUGAAUAUCAUCAAGAUUUCCUUCAAGAGAAAACGAUUCUUCAUUCAGCUGAGACACAAACACGGAGAGAGACGUGACAACACUGUCAGCUUCUUCAUGCUGAGCUACAGGGCCUGUAAGAACCUGUGGAAGUCGUGUGUGGAGCACCAUGCCUUCUUCCAGGUGAAGAGGAGUCCGUCACAUGACAAGAAAUCCUUCCCCAACUACAGCGCGCUGACCUCCGCCAACCCUGUACGGUCCCUGAACAGCCACAUCUACAGGAAGGUUUUGGGAGGCAUGGUCUGGAACCCUGAGCUGAAGAAGUCCUUCUCUACAGAGCACCUGGAGACCAAAAGCCUGCCAUCCCGCUCUCCACCAAUCACGCCCAACUGGAGAAGCCCCCGUCUGCGGCACGAGAUCCGUAAGACCCGGCACUCGUCUGUGGACAACCUGGAGGGUGAGAUGAGCUACAUCACUGAAACGGAGGAGGUGUUCUACACCUACAAGGGCAAUAAGGCCUCCGCUGAGCUCCUGCAUCCCCCAGAGCAGCCUCCCCCGGGGGGAGAGUCCCCGGCCCCCCCCACCAGCCCCCCGCUCCAGAACAGAGACAGCUUUGAGAACUACGCAGGGGAGGAUACGAUCGACGGGAACUCUCAGCACUGCGGAGAUCAGAACAUGGUGGUAGAUGGUGAUCUGCUGCUGGUGCACAUUGCUCCAGAUGAAGAGGGAAAGUUUGGUUUCAAUGUGAAGGGCGGGGUGGACCAGAAGAUGGCGCUGAUGAUCUCGCACGUGAGCGCAGACUCUCCGGCGGGGCAGAGUACGCCCCCCUUGCUGGAGGGGGACCACAUCGUGCUGAUUAACGGCCGGGACAUCUCUGAGCACACGCAUGACCAGGUGGUGAUGUUCAUCAAGGCCAGCAGAGAGCUGCACUCCAAAGAGCUCACUCUGCUGAUCCGCAGGAAGGGUGUUGGGGUGCGUCCGCCGGGGGAGGGGUUGGGCUUCCCCAUGCUGGGGGACCCCAUCACGCCCCCGGGGCAGGCGGGGGAGCCCCCCCUGGCCCCGCCCUCGCCCCAGAGCGGGGGCACGCUGGAGGAGUCCAUGAGCCGGCUGAGGAGAGCUCUGCAGAGCGGGGUGCUGCUCGCCCAGUUUGAGCAACUUUACAGGAAGAAGCCUGGAAUGUCAGUGUCAUUUGCAAGAUUAUCUCAGAACAUGGAGAAAAACAGAUACAAGGACAUAUUACCAUAUGACAUCAGCAGAGUGGUUCUGGAGGAGGGGGAGGAGGACUACAUCAACGCCAGCCACAUUCAGAUGGACCUGGGGGCGGGGCUGGCGGAGCAGUGGGCGGGGUCAGUGAAGGAGUACGUGGCGAGUCAGGGGCCCCUCCCCCACACGUGUGGCCAGUUCUGGCAGGCGGUGUGGGAGCAGCAGGCACACGUCAUCGUCAUGCUAACCACACUGACCGAGAGAGGAAGGCCGAAGUGUCACCAGUACUGGCCCGACCCGCCGGAGCUGCGCACCUACGGGAACCUGCAGGUCUGCUGCCACUCUGAGGAGUGCAACCUGGCCUACGUGUUCCGAGAGCUAACGCUGACCAACGUGGAGAGCGGGGUCGAGCGCACAGUGACGCACCUGCAGUACGUUGCCUGGCCGGAUCACGGGGUUCCCGAGGACCCCACAGAUUUCCUGGACUUCGUCAGCUUCGUGCGGAAUAAAAGGAGCGACUCCACGCCACUGAUGGUCCACUGCAGUGCUGGGAUUGGACGAACUGGUGUACUUAUCACCAUGGAAACGGCGAUGGAGCUGAUUGAGAAAGAUGAGCCAGUGCACCCCCUGGACAUCGUUAGGAGGCUGCGGGACCAGAGAGCCAUGAUGGUGCAGACGGCGAGCCAGUACCGCUUUGUGUGUGAAGCGAUCUUAAGGGUGUACCAGGAGAAGAAACAGGGUUCCCCAUCUUAAGGGUGUAGCCGAAGAGACACUGGGUUCCCCCAUUUUAAGGGUGUAGCAGGAUAAGACACUGGGCACCCCACAGGCUAACAGGCAGCCCCAGGAGAGAAGGGUUCCCCACAUGCCUGCUGCUACCUCUGGGAGAGAGGGGCUCCCCCAGAUACCCCACCUGUCCUCAGCCAGGUGCCUCUACAUCCGGGGACCUCUUCAUGUACUGGAUCAUCUGGGAUCAUCUGAGAUCCUCUUCAUGGACUGGAUCAUCCAGGAUCCUCUUCAUGUACUGGAUCAUCUGGGAUCAUCUGAGAUCCUCUUCAUGUACUGGAUCUCACGGAUCUGGGAUCCUUAGCGAUCCUCUUCACAUUUCGGAUCGCCUGGGAUCAUCUUCACGUAGCGGGUGACUGGAGUUAGCGGGCCCGUUGAGACGCGCGUGAUUCACAGUGGGAUUAUGGGUAAUCAUACUCUUUGUAGAAACGGGCAGAUAGUGGCCUUAUAGAUACUGACAGACCUUCAUCUGAGCUCAGCCAGAAGGCCUGGAGAGCACACGGAGACCCCGGAGCAUCAUGGGAAUUUAGAGCUGGGCUUGAUUAAUUUAGCUGAGUUCCCAUGAAUCUGCACAUGCUUUAUUAUCUAUCAUAAAAUAAUAUUAUUUCUGAAAAUAAAUGAUACUUUUCAUUCUGCAAA
This is a messenger RNA of Conger conger (European conger), 3677 nucleotides long. It is a transcript of the gene ptpn3, whose product is annotated as protein tyrosine phosphatase non-receptor type 3. The record is from RefSeq and is a predicted model, not a curated record. Gene Ontology annotation, molecular function: protein tyrosine phosphatase activity; protein binding. Gene Ontology annotation, biological process: protein dephosphorylation. The coding region runs from base 324 to 3008 and encodes 894 amino acids. Gene Ontology annotation, cellular component: cytoplasm; cytoplasmic side of plasma membrane; cytoskeleton. Lineage: Eukaryota; Metazoa; Chordata; Actinopteri; Anguilliformes; Congridae. The transcript is spliced from 27 exons.